Messenger RNA from Boeremia exigua, 1278 nucleotides. RefSeq names its product glycoside hydrolase superfamily. The record is from RefSeq and is a predicted model, not a curated record. NCBI's taxonomy places the organism in Eukaryota, Fungi, Ascomycota, Dothideomycetes, Pleosporales, Didymellaceae. Gene Ontology annotation, molecular function: glucan exo-1,3-beta-glucosidase activity. Gene Ontology annotation, cellular component: cell surface; extracellular region. The transcript is spliced from 4 exons. The coding region runs from base 1 to 1278 and encodes 425 amino acids. Gene Ontology annotation, biological process: glucan catabolic process.
AUGCGUUACCACCUCACCUUGCCUGCCUUCUUGACAGUUGUGAGUGGUCUCGUUGGAGCAGUCCCAUCAAGUAUCUCGCACAAAAGAGGCGUCGACUUCAACUGGGGCAGCACGAAAGUUCGCGGCGUGAAUUUGGGAGGAUGGCUUGUUCUCGAACCAUUCAUCACGCCCUCCAUCUUCGAAUCUCAUAGUACUCCUGACUGGCCUGUCAUCGACGAAUGGACUCUCUGUGAGAAACUUGGACGUCAGGGCUGCUACGACGCGCUCAAGCCACACUGGGACACCUUUGUUUCUCUCCAAGACUUCGAAAAGAUCCGAGACUCUGGCUUCAAUGUGGUCCGCAUUCCUGUCGGUUAUUGGUCUUACGUCGAACCCUGGGGCCCUUACACUCAAGGUGCGGCGCCUUAUCUCGAUCAAGCUAUCACCUGGGCACGUGAGACUGGACUCAAAGUCAUCGUCGACCUGCACGGUGCCCCGAAGAGCCAGAAUGGAUUCGAUCAUAGCGGCCGGAAGCUGGAAAUUCCCGGAUGGGGCGAUGCGGACAGUCUAGCAUACACCCACCAGACGCUUCAGAUUCUGAACGAGAAGUACGCGAAGCCCGGUAUGCAAGAUGUCGUUGUUGCUAUUCAACCUGUCAACGAGCCUUUCUUGGUUAAGAUCCCGCAAGACACAGUCCGACAGUUCUACCGCGAUGCCUUCUACAACCUACGCGGGAUUAGCGAUACUCCGAUUGCCCUGCACGACGGCUUCUUCGAUCCGAGUUGGAUGAACGGCUUUCUCACGCCGCAAGACAACAACGCGCAAGGUGUCAUCGUUGAUCAUCAUCAGUAUCAGAUAUUCGAUACCGGGCUUGUCGCAAUGGGAUUGGAGCAACACCUGAGCAUGGCAUGCAGUGCUGUCGACUCUUAUGCUACGUCCGAUAAAUGGAUAAUCGUCGGCGAGUGGUCAGGAGCUUUCACCGACUGCGCUAAACACCUUAACGGCUUUGCAGCAGGCUCGCGCAUGGAAGGUAGUUACAGCGGCGCAUCCUACAUCGGCUCCUGUGACGGCAAAUCUGGACGAGUUGACUCGUGGUCUCAAGACUGGAAAGACAGUGUGCGCAAGUACAUCGAGGUCCAAUUGGAUGCCUUUGAAGCCCGUACACAAGGCUGGGUUUUCUGGAAUUUCAAGACCGAGGGCAGCGCAGGAGAAUGGGAUGUCUUCCAACUGCUCGAUGGUGGCGUCUUCCCGCAACCACUUGAAGAUCGCAAGUUUGGCAAGUACUGCACAAACUUCUAA